AUGGCCUUCUCCCAGGUGCAGUGCUUGGACGACAGCCACGUCAACUGGCGCUCCAGCGAGGCCAAACCCGACUUCUUCUACAGCGAGGGCCAGCGGCUGGCGCUGGAGGCCCUGGUGGCCCGCGGCCCCGACGCCUUCUAUGAGGUGCUAAAGCGGGAGAACAUCCGCGACUUCCUCUCGGAGCUGGAGCUCAGGCGCAUCGUGGAGACCAUUGAGGUGUAUGACCCCGGCUCCGAGGACCCGCGGGCCAGCGGCCAGCCGCGCGGGCCCGAGGACGGCGGGCUCGGUGGCGGCGAGGAGGGCGGCGGGGAAGGGGCGGCCCGCACCGAGGCCGAGCCGCUGCCCUCGCUGGAGUACUGGCCCCAGAAGUCUGACCGCUCCAUCCCGCAGCUGGACCUGGGCUGGCCGGACACCGUCGCCUACCGGGGUGUGACCCGGGCCAGCGUCUACAUGCAGCCCCCCAUCGACGGGCAGGCCCACAUCAAGGAGGUGGUGCGCAAGAUGGUCAGCCAGGCCCAGAAGGUGAUCGCUGUGGUCAUGGACAUGUUCACCGAUGUGGACAUCUUCAAGGACCUGCUGGAUGCCAGCUUCAAGAGGAAGGUGGCCGUGUACAUCAUCGUGGACGAGAGUAACGUCAAGCACUUCCUGCACAUGUGUGAGCGGGCCCGCAUGCAUCUGGGGCACCUCAAGAAUCUCAGGGUGCGGAGCAGCGGAGGGACCGAAUUCUUCACGCGGUCGGCCACCAAGUUCAAGGGUGCCCUGGCCCAGAAGUUCAUGUUCGUGGAUGGAGACCGGGCCAUCUGCGGCUCCUACAGCUUCACGUGGUCGGCUGCAAGGACGGACAGGAACGUGAUCUCCGUGCUGUCGGGCCAGGUGGUGGAGAUGUUCGACCGGCAGUUCCAGGAGCUGUACCUCACGUCACACGGCGUCAGCCUCAAGGACAUCCCCAUGGAGGAGGAGCCCGAGCCCGUCGUGCUGCACUCUGUGGUCCCACAGGUGCCCUCAGGCACCGUGGCCAAGAAGCUUGUCAACCCCAAGUACGCGCUGGUCAAGGCCAAGAGCGCUGACGAGGUCGCCAAGUUGUCCUCCGAGCAUCAGGAGGCCUCCAGGGCCCCGGGGGCACGGAACACGGCCCUAGCGGAGCUGCCGGGAGACCUCCCCGAGCCGCCCCUGCCUGUCCACCCGGGGCUGCUCAACCUGGAACGGGCCAACAUGUUUGAAUACCUGCCCACGUGGGUGGAGCCGGACCCGGAACCUGGCAGCGACAUCCUAGGCUACAUCAACAUCAUCGACCCCAACAUCUGGAACCCCCAGCCCAGCCAGAUGAACCGCAUCAAGAUCCGGGACACAUCACAGGCCGGGACCCAGCUGUGGAGGCAGAGCCAGGACUCCAGCUCCGCCCCCCAGCCCAGAUCCCCCCAGGACGGGGUCCCAGCCGAGAACAGCCUCCCCCAGGGGGACACCGAGCCACGGCCUCCUGUGCCCAAGCCCCGCACAGUCCCGGUGGCAGACCUGCUUGCCCAGGAGGGCGGCGGUGUUGGCUGGGCCCUGGCAACCCCAGAGGGGCAGGCACCCCAUAACCCGACGGACCACGGGCUCCCCAGGACGGCAGGCCCAGGCCAUGCCCCGCUUCAGUACCAACUGUCUAUGACCCAGGAUGACCCCGACGGCGGGGGGCCGGUGGUCCCCAAUGGGCUAGAGGGGGAGGAGGAGGAAGGCGACGACGACUACGUGACCCUCAGUGACCAGGACAGCCUCUCAGGCAGCUCCGGCCGUGGCCCUGGCCCCGAGCGGCCCUUGGUGGUCUCCUCAUCCGUGUCAGAUGAGUGUUUUGAGGUGAUGGAGCGCUCGGCCGCCCUCCGGAGUUGCCACUCAGAGCAGGUGGCCAACGGGCCAGCCCAGCACCCCCGCCGACAUCUGAGCGCUCCCCACAUGACCCGUGGGACCUUUGGUGGACCCCUGGGCGGCUCCUCGUGGGCCCAGGGUCAGGAGAGAGAAGAGGCAGGCGCUCUGAGGAUGCAGGCCCCACACCUGGCAGACAAGGAGGCACAGGGCCAGCGGUUCCACCACUACCGAGUCCCUAGGGAUAAAGAUGCCUUCCCGCAGCCGUCGAGGACCCUGGGACCCCUGCAGUACCGCCCCACCGCCAAUGGCGCCCAGAGCUCCGGCAGGAAAGCAGGCCCAGCUGUGGCAGCUCCCCCGCACUGGAAGGCCAAGGGUGGCCCAGGGCCCUGUGAGCUGCCGGGUCCUGGGACCCCAAGACUGGCCCGAAACGCCAGCCCCCAGGCCGACGGCAGGGCCGCCGAGGAGCAUUCCAGCCCCUUCGGAAUCCCGUACUCCAAACUGUCCCAGUCGAAGCACCUGAAGGCCAGGAUGGGUGGCGGCCAGUGGGCUUCAUCCGACUCUAAACGGCAGGCCCAGGCCCCCCGGGACUGCAAGGACCCCUAACACCUUGUGCCCGGGCCUGAAGCCACGCCAUCCACGGCUUCCACCCCAGCCCAGGCUCACCGUGCAGGUGUUCCCUGGCCGCCCUGACCUCCAGAGCCACCCUGGAAGGCAGGAAGGUAGGGAGGGCGGCGACCUCACCUGGUCGGUGCACCAGUACCAGGUGGCCAUGACGGUCAGGCCGAAGGUCAUCCCAGUCCACGGGAGGUCCCCCGUGUAGGGGUCUCGGAACAUGUGCAUGGCGUCUGCCCGCGGCAAGUGGCAGGUGGUGUUGAAGAUGAUCCUGGAUGGGACGGCCCGGGCGUAGGCUGACGCCAGCUGAUCAUACCCGCCGAUCUGCUCGAAAGCUGGAGGGGGCGGGCGGGACGGGCACGGUUGGUGGCUGGUGUCCGUGACUCCCAGCCCCACUGCCCUUAUCUCACGAGUAACUUCUUGAUGCAUCAAACUCAACUUUUUCCCACUUCACCUUUUCCAGUGUCUGGAAAGGUAUGGAGGUAGAGGGUUUUUAAAAAGGUGAAUUCAAAGGACUA
Lipotes vexillifer (Yangtze River dolphin) is the source of this 2975-nucleotide messenger RNA. It is a transcript of the gene SACK1G, whose product is annotated as scaffolding CK1 anchoring protein G. Gene Ontology annotation, cellular component: nucleus; cytosol. Gene Ontology annotation, molecular function: protein kinase binding. The transcript has 5 exons. Gene Ontology annotation, biological process: BMP signaling pathway. The record is from RefSeq and is a predicted model, not a curated record. Bases 1 to 2448 code for a protein of 815 amino acids. Lineage: Eukaryota; Metazoa; Chordata; Mammalia; Artiodactyla; Lipotidae.